AAGAAUUACGCACAUAAAUAUAGUUUUACUUAUUAAUAUUUCACCAGAAUGAAAGGAUCUUUGACUCUGAGGAACUGAUUCAUCAACACCGAAGCUCUUCCCGUCCACAACACAGAUCUCGGGUCUGAGGAUUGAGGAGUAACGUUAAUAUCAAACCCUGUCUGUGUCCCCAUCAUCCAGACCUAGCAGCAGAAGUGGAUCUGUAACGGGUCCAUAUCAGGAUUUAAUGACGAUCAGCUGAUCUCUCGUAGACGCUGUGCUGGUUUCCAUUGGUAACGGGCACGCGCACAGAUUUCACCGUAACCCGUCCGUCUCUGCUGCCGGGGACCAGACAUGACUUCAAAACAGAAGAAGGGGCUCAGAGGCUCUAUAGAUGACGUGUUAGGAGAUCUGCUGGGGGAUGAAGAUGAUGAUGAAGGUCCAGUGAAGGUGCGUUCACCUGCAGUCGUGUCCAGCAGAGCCACGGCCGUCCCCCCGGCCCGCAGCGGGAAGAGGUCGCUUCUGGACGAUGAUUUCUUCAGCAAACUGGCAGAAGAGGCUGAGAAAGAUGAUGAGGGCUCUGACGUGUCUGAGGCCGAUCCUGCCGCUCUGCUGGACAGCAUGAAGAACAUGGAUGACAUGGAUGCAGAUCUGUUCGGCUCCAAGAAGAAGCCGAGCUCGGCUCCUGUUCAGAGGAAGGACUCCAAAAGACCAGGAGACGAGAGCAAACCCACCGAAGACACGGUUCCUGAAGACAAAAAAAAGCCCAGUUCUGCUCCGGCCUCCACAGCGAGAGCUUACAAGAAGUUCAGCUUUCUGGAUGAUGAAGGCGGAGGUCUCGAUCCUCCUCCUGAUGAAGAUAAAGCGGACGAUCCGUUAGAUGAUUUACUGGAUGAGCUGGAACACAAGCAGAAGACGAGUAAGACCAGCGAGCCGCCGGCCGCUCCUCAGAGAACAGAGACGGCAGCUGCUGUGAAGAAGAGAGAGGAUCUGACGUUUGAUGACGAUGAAGAUGAUCUGAUAGACGCGCUGGGCUUCGGAGGAACACACAAAACACAAGGAAACGGAAAGACACCGAAAAAAGACAGCCUGUCGUCUGUGAUCAGUGAUCCUCCUCCGAGAGCUCGCACACGACUGGAUGAGAUCCUGGGCAGAGGAACGUCUCCUCGUCUGCUGGAGAGACCCGUCACGGGGGAGAAGAAAGACUCAACACAGACGGAGAAACAGACGGAGAAGAGCUCUGCUGGAAAAGUCUCUCUGAUGGACGAGGAGGACUUCACAUUCGGCUCCUAUCAGCCCACCAUGGGCUCCACUCCAGAGGGCCGGCAGUCCCGCAGACAGUCGGUCAGAUUCUCCACUGAAGACGUGAGCGUUCACUCGCCCGAACACAAACCCAAACCCUCCGCACGCGCCGCCCGGCCCAGAUCAGACUGGCUCGGUCUGAAGCAGGACGAAGAGGAGCAGAAGACGAAAGAGGAACCCAAACUAUCUGCACCAGAGACCCUGAAGCCCCCGGCGUCCCCCUCCACAGCGGCCCGUAAAGAGACGCCUGCUUUAAAAACAUCAGAUCCUCCGGCAGCACCCUCGUCUCCUAAAACCACCUCAAAACCAGUGAAGAGAGACGAGGACGAGGAAGACGACUGGCUCGCCGGAGCGCUGAGCCGCAAGAAAACACAGCCAGGGAGCCAAUCAGAGGACAGAGACAGGAAACAGGAAGUCUCGUCUGGUCUGGGGGAGGAAGUGGACGUGUUUGUCAGCUCUAAAUCAAAUGUGCCUUUAGUCCCACAAAGACGUCAGGACGAGUCUCCCGUCCCAAACCCAGAGCUCAGCAGAGCGUCUACUGGCGUCUCCAUCCAACACAACACGAGCUCAGAAACUCAACACAAACCAGGACUCAGUCAGACCCUCUCGUCACAGUCCAGAGAGGCUGAAACACGGCCCUUUAACUCAACCAGCAGCACACAACCCAAACCACAUGCUCAAGACCCCAGAACACCCUCAGGACGGGACGUCCAGACAGAGACACCCCACUCAAACCCCGUCCAGGGGUGGCAUGUGCCCGCUCUAGCGCCCCCUGCAGUGUGGAUGCUUCCACAGACAUCUACUGAGGGCACUGUACCUGCGACACACACACACACACCUUUACCUGCAGACAGUCUUCAGCAGCUACUCAUACAACAACAGCUGUGGGGUCUGAGCGGCUCUCUGGACCAUCAGCAUGACGUGACGUCGCUGCAGAAACGCAUCAUUCAGCUGGAGGGACAGGUGAGGAGUUUACAGCUGGAGAGAGACCAGAACCAGAUGCUGUUAGAGAGCAUUCAACAGAGACACAAACAAGACACUGAGCUGAUGGAGAACAUGCACAGAGCUCGUGUGAAGCUGCUGGAGGAAUCGUCCGCUCAGCGAGAGCUGCGCUCGCGGCAGGAGAACGAGGACCUGGCGGAGAGACUGGCUGCGGUCACACGUCUGGUGGAGCAGGAGAGAGCAGAGAUGCAGGCGCAGCAGCACCGCAGACUCACGCAGUGUCAUCAGGACCGAGACCGAGAGGUGGAGAGACUCCGAGACCUGCAGAGGAAGUCCAUCCUGGAGAUGAAGAGAGAUCAUGAAGAACAGAUCCAGCAUCUGAAGAAGCUGAAGGACGAGGAGAUCGACGCAGUGACCAGCGCCACAUCACAGACCAGGUCUCUGACGGUGGUCAUCGAGCAGAUGGAGCAGUUCUCCCGCAGGCUGGGCGAUCUCUCGUCUCGCGUGGAGAGUUCACAUGAAAACACAGCGCAGGGACUGGAGAUCGGAGCCAGACAGAGAGACCAGCAGCUCAGAGUUCUGCAGGAGCGCUUGAGUCAGCAGCAGCGCGAGAUGACCGAAGAGAGGUCACGACUCAAAGAGGUCAUCGCCAAGAUGGACACACAGCUGGCCGAGCAGCAGAGACAGCUGGAGAAGGAGCGCUGGCGGGUCACGUCAGAACAGGUCAAAGUUGAAUCAUCUCUGCGAGGACUGGAGGAGGAGAGACGGACCAUGAUGCAACAGUUCAGCAUGGAGAGAGAGGAGCUGGAGAGGGCAAAGAGCGCUCUCCUGGAGGAGCAGCAGUCCGUCAUGCAGCACUGUGCAGAAGAGCGCAGGAAGCUGGCGGCCGAGUGGAGCCACUUUCACACGCAGGAGAAACUGCGUCAGGAGCGAGUGGAGAGAGAGGCCAGCCGAGCCAUGGAAAGAGACGCACACAGAGAGGGCUCCUUCAUCAGCAUGGCACAGGAGCAGGUGGAUCUGAAGCUGCGCGCCGGAGAGCUGAAACAGAAGGAGGAAGCACUGCUGCGUGAGAGAGACAGUCUGGAGAAACUGAGACAGGAGCUGGACACUGAGAAAGAGCGACUGAGCGCCGCGGCUCUGAGACUCAAGACACGAGCGCAGGAGGUGGAGAGCUUCAGCACGCUGGCGUCCGAGCGCUUCGAGGAGGGAGAGCGAGCGCUGCGAGAGGCCAGACAGGUGGAGGCCGAACACCAGACUCGACUACGCAACAUCCACACGCAGAUGGAGAGACUACGACAACAGGAGCACAGCCUACAGCAGGAGCGUCUGAGGAUGACGGAUCAUCACAGAGACAUGGAGCGACUGAGACACACUCUUCCCGUCCACCCCGGGACGUCAGCAGCUCUCAUCACAGAUUUCUCUCCAGCGUUAGCCAGCACACACCUGACCCCCGCUGUGAACCCGCUGCCCGCUGAACUACACGCCCGCCUCGCCCUCAUCAGACACACCGCUGAGAAGGACAGAGACUUCCUGCAGGAGGAGCAGUACUUCCUGGACACUCUGAAGAAAGCCCCAUACAACACAUGACCACACAGAGAUGGACCGUUUUGAUAUACGCUUUAUUUGAUAAUAAAAGUUUUUA
Molecule: messenger RNA, 3865 nt
Organism: Carassius gibelio (silver crucian carp)
Lineage: Eukaryota; Metazoa; Chordata; Actinopteri; Cypriniformes; Cyprinidae
Product: fas-binding factor 1 homolog
Exons: 31
Coding region: 334-3810 (1158 amino acids)
Biological process (GO): establishment of epithelial cell polarity; cilium assembly
Cellular component (GO): ciliary transition fiber; centriole; ciliary basal body
Source: RefSeq, a predicted model, not a curated record